AUGACGGACGUGCCCGCCUACCAGCCGUGGCGCGACCCGCUGGCCAAGUCGGAGGCGUUUGGCCAGCUGGAGGCGAUGAUGCAGGAGCGCAUCAUCUUCAUCGACGGCGCCAUGGGCACCAUGAUCCAGCGCUACAAGCUGCAGGAGGAGGACUUCCGCGGCGAGCGGUACAAGAGCCAUGAGCAUGAGCUCAAGGGCAACAACGAUUUGCUGGUGCUGACUCGGCCCGACGUGAUUGAGGAGAUCCACACUGCGUACCUCACCGGCGGCGCCGACAUCAUUGAAACCAACACCUUCAAUGGCACCACCAUCUCGCAGGCCGACUACCAGCUAGACCAGGUGGAGGAGGUUGCCCUGAUCAACCGUACGGCAGCACAGCUUGCCAAGAAGGCCACAGCCGCCUACAUGGCGGCCAACCCGGGCAGCCGCAAGUUUGUGGCGGGCGCCAUUGGCCCCACCAACAAGACGCUCAGCGUGUCCCCCAGCGUGGAGAACCCCGCCCUGCGUGGCGUGACGUACGAUGAGAUUGAGCAGGCCUACUAUGAGCAGGCGCGGGCGCUGUACGAGGGAGGCGUGGACAUGUACCUGGUUGAGACCAUCUUUGACACGGGCAACGCCAAGGCAGCCAUCUACGCUUUGGAGCGCUUCUUUGAAGAGCAGGGCGUGCGCAUCCCUGUGUUCAUCAGCGGCACCAUCGUGGACAACUCUGGGCGCACGCUGAGCGGUCAGACCAACGAGGCGUUUUGGAACAGCGUCAGCCACGCCAAGCCGUUGGCCAUUGGGCUGAACUGCGCGCUGGGUGCCAGCGACAUGAAGCAGUACAUUGCCAACCUGUCUGCCUGCGCCGACUGCUACGUGUUCUGCUACCCCAAUGCGGGCCUGCCCAACGCCAUGGGCGGCUACGACCAGCGCGGGCCAGACAUGGCAGAGGACAUCCGCCCCUUCUGCGAGGAGGGCCUGGUGAAUGCCAUUGGCGGCUGCUGCGGCACCACACCCGAGCACAUUGCUGCGAUCCGGGAGAUGGCAUCUGCCUACCCGCCCCGGCAGCUGCAUGAUGUUCCACAGCUUCUGCGGCUGAGCGGGCUGGAGCCGCUCAACUACCAGCCCAACCCUGACAACAUGCGGGAGACGUUCCUGAUGAUUGGAGAGCGCUGCAAUGUGGCGGGGUCCAUCAUUUACAAGAAGGCGAUUGUGGAUGGCGACUAUGACAAGGCCGUGUCCAUUGCCCUCUCCCAGGUCAAUGCCGGGGCCCACGUGCUUGACAUCAACAUGGACGACGGCCUGAUUGACGGCGUGCCCGCCAUGACGCGCUUUGUCAACCUGCUGGUGUCGGACCCGGAGGCCAGCCGCGUGCCCUUCAUGGUCGACUCCUCCAAGUUCUUCAUCAUCGAGGCAGGCCUCAAGUGCUGCCAGGGCAAGUGCAUUGUCAACUCCAUCUCUCUGAAAGAGGGAGAGGACAAGUUCAGGGAGCAGGCACGCAUUGUGAAGCGUCACGGCGCUGCUGUGGUGGUGAUGGCGUUUGAUGAGGAAGGGCAGGCGGCAGACUGUGCCAACAAGGUGCGCAUCUGCCAGCGUGCUUACCGCAUUCUGGUGGAGGAAGUUGGGUUCAACCCUCAAGAUAUCAUCUUCGAUCCCAACAUCCUCACUGUGGGCACCGGCAUGGCGGAACACAACAAUUAUGCCGUCGAUUUCAUUCGUGGCACACGGGAGAUCAAGCGGCUGUGCCCGGGUGCCAAGAUCAGCGGCGGCGUGUCCAACAUUGCAUUUUCCUUCCGCGGCAACGAGCCGGUGCGGCGCGCCUUCCACAGCGCCUUCCUGCACCACGCCUGCAAGGCGGGCAUGGACAUGGGCAUCGUGAAUGCCACGCAGGUCCAGGCGGAUGUGUAUGAGAAGAUUGACAAGGAGCUGCUGGAGUUUGUGGAGGAUGUGCUGCUCAACCGCUGCGAGAAUGCCACGGAGCGCAUGCUUGAGUAUGCAGCCACCCUUGAGCCCAAGUGCAAGCCCACUGACGUGAAGAGGAAGGGGCAGGGCGUGGCGCAGAACGGUGGGCCCAAGCAGGACGAGUGGCGGGAGGCCAGCGUGGAGAAGCGGCUGGAGUAUGCCCUCAUCAAGGGCAUCGACAAGUUUGUGGUGGCGGACACGGAGGAGGCGCGGGUGAGCGGCCGCUACCCGCGCCCCCUCAACGUCAUCGAGGGCCCCCUCAUGGACGGCAUGAACGUGGUGGGGGACCUGUUUGGGGCGGGCAAGAUGUUCCUGCCGCAGGUCAUCAAGUCGGCGCGCGUGAUGAAGCGCGCCGUGGGCCACCUCAUCCCCUACAUCGAGGAGGAGAAGGCGCGCAACGGGCAGACCGGGGACGACAACGCGGGCGUCAUCAUCAUGGCCACCGUCAAGGGCGAUGUGCACGACAUCGGCAAGAACAUCGUGGGCGUGGUGCUGGGCUGCAACAACUUCAAGGUCAUCGACAUGGGCGUGAUGUGCCCCUGGGAGAAGAUCCUGGACGCCGCCGUGGAGCACAAUGCCGACAUCAUCGGCCUGUCUGGCCUCAUCACCCCCUCCCUGGACGAAAUGGUCACCGUGGCGAAGCGCAUGGAGGAGCGCGGCCUGCGCCUGCCGCUGCUCAUCGGCGGCGCCACCACCUCCAAGAUGCACACGGCGGUGAAGAUCGAGCCGCAGUACAGCGGGCCGGUGGUGUACGUGCUGGACGCCUCGCGCAGCGUGCCCGUGGCGCAGUCCCUCCUGGACGCGCGGCAGAAGGAGGAGUUUGUGGAAGACAUCAGGGAGCAGUACUCUGAGAUGCGGGAGGAGUUUUAUGCGGGGCUGGAGGACCGCAAGUAUGUGACCCUGCAGGAGGCGCAGAGGAAGGGGCUGCAGGUGGACUGGAGCGCGCCGGAGAAUGCGCCGGUACGGCCCAGGCAGCUGGGCACGCAGGCGUACCUGGACAUGCCUAUUGAAGAGCUGCUGCCGUACAUCGACUGGAACCCUUUCUUCCAGGUGUGGCAGCUGCGGGGGCGCUACCCCAACCGAGGCUACCCCAAGAUCUUCAACGACGAGGCGGUGGGCGGGGAGGCCAGGAAGCUGUUUGAUGAGGCGCAGGCCAUGCUGCAGGACAUCAUCGCCGGCAAGAAGCUGCGCAUCGUGGGCAUCGUGGGCAUCUUCCCCGCCAACUCGGUGGGCGACGACAUAGAGGUGUACACCGACGAGAGCAGGGCGCAGGUGGCCGCCCGCUUCCACGGCCUGCGGCAGCAGGCGGAGAAGGACGGCGACGAGCCGUACUACUGCCUGUCCGACUUUGUGGCACCUCGCUCCACAGGCACCGUGGACUACCUGGGCAUGUUUGCCAACUCGGCCAUGGGGGUGGAGGCGAUGACCGAGGUGUUCAAGGCGGAGGGGGAUGACUACUCCUACAUCAUGGCCGAGGCGCUGGCUGACCGGCUGGCAGAGGCCGCGGCAGAGCGGCUGCACGAGCUGGUGCGGCGGGAGGUGUGGGGGUAUGCCGCGGACGAGGCGCUGUCGGUGGACGACAUGCUCAAGGUGAAGUACCGCGGCAUCCGCCCCGCCGCGGGAUACCCCUCCCAGCCCGACCACACCGAGAAGCGCACGAUGUGGGAGCUGAUGCGGGUGGAGCAACAGGUGGGCAGCUCCCUGACUGAGUCCAUGGCCAUGCUGCCAGCCGCCUCUGUGUCAGGCCUCUACUUUGCCUCCCCCGCCGCCCAGUACUUUGCUGUGGGCAAGAUCACGCAAGACCAGGUGGCCGACUAUGCGGCCCGCAAGAAGAUGGACCUGGCAGAGGCGCAGCGCUGGCUGCGCCCCAUGCUCAACUACGAACCCUGA
Messenger RNA from Chlorella variabilis, 3831 nucleotides. RefSeq lists its product as hypothetical. The transcript has 21 exons. Bases 1 to 3831 code for a protein of 1276 amino acids. Lineage: Eukaryota; Viridiplantae; Chlorophyta; Trebouxiophyceae; Chlorellales; Chlorellaceae. The record is from RefSeq and is a predicted model, not a curated record. Gene Ontology annotation, biological process: pteridine-containing compound metabolic process. Gene Ontology annotation, molecular function: methionine synthase activity; zinc ion binding; cobalamin binding.